Molecule: messenger RNA, 1903 nt
Organism: Struthio camelus australis
Lineage: Eukaryota; Metazoa; Chordata; Aves; Struthioniformes; Struthionidae
Gene: NPFFR2
Product: neuropeptide FF receptor 2
Biological process (GO): cellular response to hormone stimulus; regulation of MAPK cascade; regulation of adenylate cyclase activity
Cellular component (GO): plasma membrane
Molecular function (GO): peptide binding; opioid receptor binding; neuropeptide receptor activity
Source: RefSeq, a predicted model, not a curated record
AUGACCUUCUUAAAAACAUCUUUUAAGGCACAAUACGACACGAGUCAGAAAAUGGAUUCAGAUCCUUCAACUGACUGGCCUCACAUGCUCCCUUUUAAUGGCACAUACAAGUACCUGCACUGGGAAGGCAAUGUCUCCUAUGUCGACUUCUACCUUCACCAGCCCUCAGUGGCAGCUGUCUUCAUCAUCUCUUAUCUCCUCAUCUUCCUGCUCUGUAUGGUCGGCAACGGAGUGGUUUGCUUUAUCGUUCUGAGGAGCAAACACAUGCGUACAGUCACAAACCUUUUCAUCUUAAACUUGGCGGUCAGUGAUUUACUGGUGGGAAUCUUCUGCAUGCCCACAACUCUCCUGGACAACAUCAUUGCAGGAUGGCCGUUUGGGAGCAUGGUUUGCAAGACGAGCGGGAUGGUCCAAGGAAUCUCUGUCUCGGCCUCUGUCUUCACCCUAGUUGCGAUUGCUGUAGACAGGUUCCGAUGCAUCGUUUAUCCUUUUAAGCAGAAGUUGACCACUUCAACUGCAGCUUUCAUCAUAGCAGUCAUCUGGACUCUGGCUGUGGCAAUCAUGUGUCCCUCUGCAGUCAUGUUGCAGGUGCGAGAAGAGAAGCAUUUCAGGGUGAUCCUUGGCUCUGGCAAUGAAACCCGCCCUGUGUACUGGUGCCGGGAGGACUGGCCUGAUCCAGGAAUGAGGAAGAUCUACACGACAGUUCUGUUUGCCAACAUCUAUCUGGCUCCCCUGUCGCUCAUUGUUAUCAUGUACACGAGAAUAGGCAUUACCCUCUUCAACACGGCAAUGCCCGUACUGGGAAAACACAGCCAGAAGCAGCGGCACUUCGUGUCCAAGAAGAAGCAAAAAGUAAUCAAAAUGCUCAUUAUGGUGGCUUUGCUUUUCAUCCUGUCCUGGCUUCCUCUGUGGACUCUGAUGAUGCUCUCAGACUACGCUAACCUGUCAGAUGUCCAGCUGCAGAUCAUCAACAUUUACGUCUAUCCCUUUGCUCACUGGCUGGCCUUUUUCAACAGCAGCGUCAACCCCAUCAUCUAUGGUUUCUUCAAUGAAAACUUUCGCCGAGGUUUCCAGGCAGCUUUUAAACUCCAGCUCUGUUCUGGGGAAAGGAUUCACAAGGAGGUCUACUCUCAGCGAGGCCAAAGCAAUGCCAUUUUGCCAGCUGCCAACUACCAGACACCCCGGGACCAAGCUUGUCAAAAUGCUGACGAGGAGGAGAAGCCAGUUAGGAAAGGAAACUGGAGGAAUAAGCAGCAGGAUCUGAUGAUGGAGGAUCUAGAAGACCCUUCCAGCAACGGGGUUAAGUGAAACUUGCUCUGAACUAUCUAAAUGAUUUAUGCCUGGCAGAGUUUGUUUAUUGGGGUCGGAAAUUCAUACCUGUAAGACCUUCCGGACAAAACCAAAAUAUGCCGAUACGUCUCUGUUUAGAGCAAGACAGCCAACUUGCACAAUGUCUGAUCGUUUGAUACAAGCAGAAGCCACAUGCAGCCACCUUUGUCACCACUUUACAUCAGGAGCAUCUCCCCUGCUAUCAGCGCUGUCUCACUGCUCCCAGACUGGAAUGGAGCAAAGACCUCAUUAACAUGGAAUUACCUUCCAGUUACCCUGAGGCAAGAGGAAAAGAAAACUAUGAUUAUUGACUCAGACACAGUUACUGCUGAUACUCACUGUCAAAGAGGAGAACACUUGUCCAUUGGCUUUUAUGAACUUCCUGGAGCGAGUGAAACAGCGUUGCUCAAACAACAUUGAUGGAAAUGCCUCAGCACGCUCAGCAUGUUUUCUCAGUUUUCUUGUUGACAUGAAAACAUGACAGAGCUGUUUGUGGUCUCCACCUGGACUGCUGGGCUGCGUAGGGGAGGAAAUCAUGACUCUUGCCAGGGCCCCGAGCGCAUCCCCCACCUGG